CUUCUCUAAACAUCCUUCACCUCUCUGCUUAAAACUACCUGACAAAAACACUUUCUGCCUCUUCUGAAACACAAAGAUGGCUGCAGCUCUGACUCUCCUCCUCAUUGGCUGUCUGCUGCAAGGUGCCCUGUGUGGACAGUUUGAGAUCAUUAUACCAAAUAAUAUAGAGGUUCUGAAGGGAUCCUGUGUGACAAUCCCCUGCUCCUUUGACGUAGACGAUCAACAUAAUGUCAACUUAGAUAACACAUGUAAAGCAUUAUGGAAAGAAUCUGAUAGCAGACUUGUUGUGUUUGAUAGCAGUAAUCCACAACAGAGUGCAAUCAUAGGACAAUUGAUCGGUGACCUAACAAAAAAAGACUGCACCACAACCCUGGAUGACAUGCAACCUCAAAACAACAAAGAGUAUUAUUUUAGAUUGGAAUGUGACAUUCUGAAAUACUAUUUUCAUGACGUGAAAAUUUCAGUCGAAGAUGAUCCACCCAGACCGACUCUGACUCCGCCCACACUGAAGGUGAAAGAGGGAACCUCAGUGAGUUUGAACUGCUCUGCUCCAGCUCCCUGUCUGUCUCUUCCUCCAAAUCUGACAUGGAGCCCCGGCCUGGGUGAAGAUCAGGAGACCCUGCAGGAGAAUCAGGACAAAACUAAAGUCAAGAUCUCUGUGCUGAACUUCAAAGCAUCACACCUCCAUCACGGACAGGAAAUCUCCUGUACUGCUGUCUACAGAAAACAAGAUGGCAGCACUGAGUCAUCUGUGAAAACCAGUUUAACAGCUGACAUUACAUAGAUCAACAGUACAAACUCAUCACACACUCCCGGUCUUCACCUCCACAGCCAGAGGCCGCCUUCCACACACUUCUAUCCGCCCUAAGAGCUCUCAUAGACGGACAAACUCAUCACACACACUCCUGCUCUCAGCUAGUG
Messenger RNA from Labrus mixtus (cuckoo wrasse), 921 nucleotides. RefSeq names its product sialoadhesin-like. The record is from RefSeq and is a predicted model, not a curated record. The coding region runs from base 77 to 784 and encodes 235 amino acids. NCBI's taxonomy places the organism in Eukaryota, Metazoa, Chordata, Actinopteri, Labriformes, Labridae. The transcript has 5 exons.